Messenger RNA from Pocillopora meandrina, 14300 nucleotides. NCBI's taxonomy places the organism in Eukaryota, Metazoa, Cnidaria, Anthozoa, Scleractinia, Pocilloporidae. The record is from the annotation of a GenBank genome assembly.
AUGGCUCAGAAGUCCAAGUAGGUAUCUCCCUUUUUUCAAAAGUAUUAUCUAGUACACCUCAACAUUACAACCACUGACCUAUACGAUAAACAUUAACAUGGCCAGGUUACCAUUAUUUGAGAUUCUUACAUACAGUGUAAGAGUUUGAUGUACAGAAAUCUUAAGACAUUUUAAUUAUCAUUAAAGUAAUAAUAUUUACUUUUCAGGUUCCAAUUGGCAUCAUUUUCAAAAAUGAAAACAUCAAUGAGGACAUGGUUUCCAUCCUGCAGCAAUUCUUUUCCUACCUUCCAAAAACUGGAGAUGGUGGUGUUGAUGGUCAGCUAUUCUCUGGUGACCAACUAACAGUAGAAAGGGCAGUUAAUGUAAUUUCCUCUGUAGCAAAUGGUUUUACCCCAGAGGAUCGUUUAGAAGGCAUUAACCUUCAGUUGGGUGAUUGGCAUGCAGCUGUGAAAGUUCUAACUGUAAGUCAGACAACUAUUAGUAGCUGUAUGUAGUAAGGGCAAUAAACAAUUUAUUAUUAGUUUAGAUUAAAUUUGUCUAAUGAAUGUUUUUUUUUUUUUUUUAAUGCAAGUUUAUCUGACUUUGGGUUUCUACCUGCCCAGAAUGUUUUUACUCAGGCAGUAAAAGACGAUAAGAUUCAUAAUAGCAGUGAUACCGGAUGCAAAUGAGGUGCAGGCACGCAAAAACCACCAACGUGUUUGUGGUCUUUUUAAUACUUACUGCUGCCUUCCCUCUGAAAUACGACCACGAGGGUAUAUGUGUAAGACCUCACACUUUCUACUGGCCGGGUUUGGAGUUGCUUACGCAUUUCACUGGCUGGAAUAUUAGGAUAUUUGGUUGUUUCUCGUCUUCAGUGAACUGUUGGACUGAGAGCCCUAUUUGCAUAAGGAACAAUGCCACGUUAUUGGCUGGAGUCGAAGUAUUGUUUCACUAUUCAUGGAACAGUGAUCUCUCUAUUGGUGUUGUUCUCACCAAUCUGUUUAAUGGCUCUGCUUGUAUUACAUUCUUCCGACGUCCAUGGAUCAGCUACUACGUUCCACCCGAGUUCCUGGGAAUUUUGAAUAUGCCUGAUUUCUCAUGUCGGUUACGCCUACGUAGGCACAGGUGUCCAAUAGCCUACUAUGCAAAUUCAUGUGCCUCAUUCCAUCAAGUGCUAAUUGGCGCUCUGGUCUUCAAACUUAAUCCUGGUCCUGAGGGAUGCGGUAUAUCAACAAUUGUGAAAUCACGCCAUUAAAAUAAUGGAACUUUACGGGCGCCUCAAUCACGUUCUUCAUUGUCUAAAUCAACAACUGGGAAUGUCUCAAACUUUACUAAAGUGCAUUGUUUGUCUGCCAACUACGUAAAUGGGGUCUUUUUAUCAUUUUGUCACAUGAAUGCCCAGUCGGUGCGUAACAAGACAGCCAAUUUUGUAGAUUACGUCUGUGAACGUAGAUAUGACUUGGUUGUGAUUACCGAGACGUGGCUCCAGCCCCAUGAUGAUGCGCUAAGAAUAGAACUGUGUCCUCCUGGUUACAAGUUUAUUGACUUUCCACGACAAGAACGGACAGGUGGAGGCAUUGGACUACUGUACAAGGAUUCACUUCGUGUUAGCACGACUCGAGAUGGAAUUCAAGAGUCGCUUGAAUUUUGCGAGUUGUUGGUCCAAACGUCGACUUCCCACAAGAUACAACUUGUGAUCGUCUACCGUCCACAGAAUUGUGAUGACCACCGCAGGGUUCCCAUUAACACUUUUCUGAUGGAGUUUUCUGACCUGAUGGAGUCCACUAUUCUAUCCAAAGAGCCUUUGAUUGUCAUUGGUGAUUACAACAUACAUGUGGAUGUUCCUAAUGACACUGAUGCACUUAAGUUUUUAGAUCUGCUUGAGUCUCUCGGUUUGGAGCAGCAUGUGACAGAGCCAACGCACAUACGUGGUCACACCCUGGAUCUUGUUAUAACAUGAAAUAUUGAGGAUAUUCUGGCGAGUCCACCACGCGCCUGUCGCUAUUUCUCCGAUCAUGCAGCUGUACAUUGUCAUGUUGCCAUAAGUAAGCCGUCAUUUCAGACUAGGAUAAUAAAGUUUAGGAAAACUAAAUCCUUGGACGCUGAGAGCCUAUCGAACGAUGUAGUACUUAGAGGGCUAUGUGAUCAAGGUAAUAGCAAUCCCAUCACCCCACUGGAUUUGGAUGUACUUGUAGAGGAUUACACGACCACACUCUCUCAAGUUCUUGAUCGUCACGCACCUUUAAAAACCAAAACAGUGCGGGCUAGGCCCAAGGUACCCUGGUAUACCAGUGAGAUAGCCGAGGCAAAAAGGCGACGCCGGAAAGCAGAACGGAGAUGGAGAAGAACACGAUCACAGGAAGACUUGUUGGCAUUCAAGAAACUCAAGAACCACGUUACUUAUUUAAGUACACGGGCUAAGCAUGCUUUCUACUCAGACUUUGUGAACGACAAUAGUGAAAACCAACGAAAGCUAUUCAGGGCCACUCGAUCAUUGUUACUUCCUAGGAAUGAGUUGUGUUUUCCAGAAUACACGGACAACUCAAUCUUAGCCAACGAUAUCGAGCGGUUUUUUCACCGUAAGAUUGCAAAGAUUCGGGCAGAGCUUGAUGCGUGUACUCUUCAUCCUAGGGCGGUGGCUGAGGAUAGAGUGUUUACAGGCGAUAGGAAACUUGAUCAUUUCAAUACGUAUUCUGUGGAUGAUAUAAGGAAGCUAGUCAGUAGAUCAUCGAAGAAAAGCUGUCAACUUGAUCCUACGCCGACCAAUUUAAUAGUCGGCAUGUCCGAUAUGCUUCUCCCCAUCGUCACUAAUGUCGUGAAUUCUUCACUUUCCUUGGGACACUUUCCAUCUGAUUGGAAAACGGCCCUUGUGGAUCCAAGACUGAAGAAGACCAAGCAAGGUAUGGAGCGUUAUUAGGGUCAAAUUUAGAAAACAAAUUAUGUUAUGGUGUUUGAUAUUUCAUUUGGCCGAACUACAGAAUUAUGUUCCAGUGUUGCAUGGAAUUAUGUUCGGCUCUUUUAACUUCAAUAAAAAAUGCAAUAAACUAUGUUCGGCUCUUUUAGAAUUGUGUUGGGAGUAUUUCACUUAUAACUAGGCUGGCAGUUUUUUUGAGUUUAGUCCAAUUUUGUUUGGCUCCUCCGAAUUAUGUUCGGCAAGUAGACUGGUAGCCUCGCGAUAAGAAAUUCACGAGGAGUCCCGGGGCGAGAAACAUUUCCCGCGCUCUCUAUAAUUUAUUCUAAUUAUUACCAGUGUUCCUGUACUGUUCUGUCGAACAUGGCGGACAACAAACGUGGAAGAGGCGAUUGCGACGAAAACCAAGAAAAUCGAAACGAAUGCAAAAGUGCUAAAGCAAUUAAACUUCUACGGGAAGUUACCUCGCUUCUCAGUGAGGGUGAUAGCGAACCAUAUCAACCGGCAGCUGAACAGAUUAGUCAAGCACAUGGUCAGGUUGGAGCAAGUGGUAUUGUGCAAAAUUUCCGCAAACUGUUUGCCCCCUACAGUGUUCAUAACAGUACUCCUUUGUCAUCUUCGAGGCAAACCAAGAGGAACUAUCCGAAACCAAAACUAUUUCAGCCAAAAGAAACGUGGACACACGAGUUCUUCUGUUUGGCUGCGAAAGACCAGUCCCGAGCUCCAACAAGAGCAGCCAAAUUCGCCUUCAACGAAAAAUCGACAGAUUUUGAGGAUUUCCAGGAAAAAUUUUUAGAAGCCUGUGAGAAUUAUAUUGGUUAUGGUUCCAUUUAAUUCUAGACAUGGACUUUGUAAGGAUCUCUUUUUAUUUAUAUUGUUACAGUUUAUAAGCCACUAGUUUUGACUGCAUUGCUCACGUUAAUCACUGUUGAAUUUUGAAAUGUAACAAAUGUAUCUCCUCUGCCAGCUUGUCAGAGUGUAGUCUCGGCCAUGAUGAUGUUUUUUUUUCUUCGGUUAUUCAAAAGUAAAAAUCUAGCGCCGGGACUUGAAAUGAAAAAUGUUAUACCACAGGCCACCUUUGGAAUGUUUUGGUUUGGUCGAGCAUUUGUUAGAAGCAAAUAUAAGAACUCUUUCUAAGUUAAAAAAUGGAUGUGACAGACCAUUAGUGUUUUCAAGAAAUGGAUGUCAUUAUCAGUAAUUACAAGUUCUUGCACCUUUUUUAACGGUGGUACAUAUUUGGAUGUUUUAUUAAACUCAUUUCAUUCAUAUAAUUUGUCCCUUUUUUUUUAAUCUUUAACUGCUCGUUGCUGUUUCUUGAAGAAAUGUUAGUACCUCCAGGUAGAUGUCAACUCCAUAUUCAUCACUGUUGCGUAGAGGGUUAAUUAAGUUUGUGAGUGAUGAUUACUGAGCUGGUUCCAGUGGGUUUGUUGUGUUGGGAACUUCAACUGGAGUUUCAUCAUCUAAGCUAACAUCUGGUGCAGGGCCAUCCCAGUCAACACCAUAGUAGUCACCCUGAAAAACUUGUAAACAACACAUUUCAUGAUGGCUGUAUGCCACACGCAUGUUGUGAACCAAUUUACUGCGAAGUACUUCUUGUUAAUAAAAAAAAUUGCAAUUAAUCUGUUAUUGUUUCUUCAUAAUCCUGGAAGAAAAUUGUUCAUGGAGACUACUCAGGUAGAUUUAUUCUCCAAGCUACUUUACAUGUAAGAGCUAUUAUUGUGACUGCACUUUUGGAAACAAGCUGAAAGGUUGUACUUCUCCACUUGUGUCGACCACAAAUUGGAUAACAUGAGAAACAAGUCUGAAAAUCACUAUAACAUUGCAUGAAUAUCAAAACUAUAACAGAUUCUUGCAAAGUCCUUAUCCCUCCCUCCCCACCCUUCCCUUUUCAAAACACACCUGACUCCAGAAUUCAUCAAUUCCACGAUUUGAAGCUGAGACAGCACCAGAGAUCCACAGUUGAAGAGGACUCUUUCCCCUCUCUGUAGAGAUGGGAGCCCUGUUAUGCCCUUGGGCAAAUAAUUGCAUUGUUUGGUUAAUUCUUGGAACAUACACAAAGUGAAGGGUAAAUAAAUGAAGCUCAUUUUGAUGCGUCAAGCAUUCCAGAACGUUCCAUUGCAUAGAAAAGGUUGUAGUAUACAUGAAGACACCCACAAAAAAGGUCUCUCCAAAGACGUUCUAUUCUUUGGUUAUGUACGCUUCGCCCAGCAAUAUGGCUCCCUCUAUCACGUCUGCGCAACGGGUGACUCAACAUGUAACGUGCAACGUCUACAUUCUCGCCACCCUUAUCGGACCGUACUCUUGAAGGUAGACCAAAACUCCCAACUGCUUGGAGAAAGCAAUCGAGUACCGUACUUGCCACAUUUCAAAAAAACAAUCAUUCUCGAGAAGCCGUCAAUUCUGCCAUGUAUUACAAAUCGCCAUCUGAAAAUUAACAAACAGUCAAAACCUUUAACUAUCCUGGUCUCUGAUGACUCUCCGACCCCACCACCCAUACCCUUGUCGUUGUGUUUGAUAAGUAUAGAAACCACCAAAUUGUGGAACAAUGUGCAGGUAAGUUUUUGCGACUUCAAAAUUGUUAGAUAUCGUUAGUUUUGUUAGUGUUCAUACCUUGUGUACAGUUCUCACCGUACACAAGGUGUGAACUGCUUGGCAUAUAACGAGGUUUCAUACAUUUACCUUAUUAGUUUAUGAUUCCCGUCGAUAUGCCACAAGGCAAGAGGGCCACUAAUUUCAUAUCUUCUCCGGUGAACAGUUCGCAGCUCAAGGACUCUCAGGAGGACGCCCUCGGGAUUGACUCUUCUCAUACACUCCCUGAUGCGAUUUUGCUGGAUUCUAUGACCUGAAUUGAGCAAGAGGCCUGUCAUCCUCUUGUAGCCACAAUUGGGAAAUUCUCUCAUUAAUUCUUCAACAAGGCCAUCCAAAGUUUCAUCAGUAAUGUUUGAAUAUCUUUGCCUCACAAAUGUUUCAUACUCACGAAUUCUUCGUUUAACAGUGCUUUCACUGACACCAAGCAGAGAUGCAAUCUCUCCAGAUUUAAACCCCAAAUCUAACAAAAACUCGAGCUGAUCCUUUGCAAUGAUAAUGCGUGGUCUUCCUCGCUCGCCAGUAGUUGCAACCUCUGCUUGAAACGCGACGUUCUCACUACAACUACCAUUCUCAUUUUCUCUAAGCAGUUCUUUCGCUUCUUGAAUAAGGGCCAGUACUGCCUUCCCAGAAGGGAUAUUGUCACAAUAACGUUACUCAGUCGGGUUUGUAUCCCAUUCUCCAGUCAGCCUAUCGACUUGGUCAUAGCACAGAGACUGCCCUAUUGAAGAUACAGAAUGACAUACUAGCUGCAAUGGACAAUCAACGAGUUACUCUUUUGGUAUUGCUAGACCUGAGUGCAGCAUUUGACACGAUUGACCACCAAGUGUUGUUGAAUCGCCUGUGCGUGACGUAUGGAAUUACAGGUACCGCUCUUAAAUGGUUUCACUCGUAUUUAUCAAACAGGAAACAGCGAAUCCUGAUUAACGGGAGCUAUUCGAGUGACUUUGAUCUGCCUCAAGGGGUACCUCAAGGAUCAUGUCUUGGUCCCUUGCUCUUCACAUUGUACGCAAGUAAGCUCUUCGAUGUUGUUGAAUCCCAUCUCCCUAACUAGAGCACAACGCAACAUUAGAUGAGAGAUCUGGACACUAGUUAUGAUUUGCCCGAUAGGUGCCUGGCGCGAGCCACUUGUAACAAGCUGUACUUUGCACAUGUUUCUAUCAUUCUCUUACGAGGAUGCUCGCCUUUCUAGGAUAAAUCUCUCGAUGAAAUAGACAAAGUCUUAUCUAUGAUAGAAACAUACUUCAACACGGAUUGAUCUGGCGAACGAGACACCGGUUGCAAGCGGACUACCCAGUAAUACGUCGAACAGAGGAGAACGCGGCCGUCGAUCGCCGAUCGACCGCCAUCUUUGUUUUCUUCCCGGACUACAAUAGUACGCAAUGUCGAAGAAAUACAAAUGCCCAUUCCCCGAAUGCACCUACGAGACAGAGGAAGUUACAGACGCUGCCAUGUCAGUCCUUCUAUCAGUGCACUCUUCGGGAGUACAUGUCACCCAGGAACAGUGAACACGAUCAACCCCAACAGUAGCACGAAAACUCGAAAGAGUACGCCGCCUGACAAUUUCGCAGCGGGAUCGAGUGAGGAUUGGUCGUAUUUUCUAACGCGUUGGGAUUAUGUUGCGGCAACUAAUGUCACCGGCAAAGAAAAGGUAAUCCAGCUCCUCGAAAAGCUGCGAUGAACAACUUCGCAAAGACCUGACAAGAAACGCGGGCGGUUCCCACCGACAAAACCGCAGAUGAGGUCAUGGCAGCCAUAAAAGAGCUUGCAGUACGGGAGGAGAACGCAAUGGUCGCCCGUGUGCAGCUACACAACAUGCGGCAAGACCGGGAUGAGACGAUCCGUAGUUUUGGUGCCCGCCUUCGCGGCCAAGCUGGUGUUUGCAAGUUUUUAGUCACUUGCCCUGGCUGCAACAUAGAGGUCAACUAUACGGAAAACGUCCUUCGCGAUGUCCUCACACGUGGCCUGGCUGACAGCGAAAUCCAAUUAGACCUGUUGGGGGAACGAAACCAAGACAUGAGCCUUGAGGAGGUGUUCCAAUUCAUUGAGGCAAAAGAGGCCGGCAAACGGUCAGCAGGCCGCCUGUCACAAAGCCACAGUACAGACGCCGCACAAAGUCAGUAUCGUCGUGCCAAAAAUGAUGAGGUCAAGCAACGUAAGGAUGGGGACGCGAACGAACUGUGCUCUUAUUGCAACAAGAGAGGGCAUGGCAAGAGCGCCACCGACCAGAAUCCGCCGUCAUGACUGCCCAGCUUAUGGCACCAUCUGCAACAAGUGUGGACGGCAGAACCACUUUGCCAGCGUUUGCCGCAGCAGGGGCAAAAGCAACAGGCCCCAACAGCCGCCGACACCCAUUGGCAAGAGCAGAGAAACGGAAAGCGCAAUUUUUGACUCACUUUGCACCACAACUAGCCUCAGCAGGCCAAGCAAAGGAGUCAUCUCACUCGACCACCACCUCUACUGCCACCUAACCGAUCACUGGGUUCGACAGCCAUCCAAGCCUCAACCGUUCAUAACGCUUUUUUACAGCGACAGCCCAUCCUGAAGACUACACAGCCCUUGGAUACAACCCACCCAAAUCACAGUUGGCAACAGCACAACUCUCUGCUAUGGCUGACACAGGCUGCCAGAGCUGCUUGGCUAGCAUAAAAGUCAUCCGUUGCCUGGGCCUCUGUGAGAGUGACCUGAUACCCGUCACUAUGAAAAUGCACGCUGUGAACAACAAAGGGAUCAGCAUCCUGGGCGCAGUCAUCUUAAGGUUCUCGGGCAGGUCUCCAUCCGGAAAAGCCCUGGAAAGCCGACAGAUCGUAUAUGUGACAAGCGACUCAGACAAACUUUUCCUCAGCCGAGAGACAUGCAUGGCACUGGGCAUUAUCACUAAGAACUUCCCCAUGUUGGGGGAGACCCUAAACACAUGCAGCUCAAUCGAGCCAGACACAGCCUGCAAUGCAACUGCACCAACCCCGUCAGACAGAGAUAUGCAAACUUCUGAGGGCUCAGACAGCCCCCCAUGCACCUGCCCGCGUCGCAUCACACCGCCACCGAAGCUCACAACCACCCCUUUCCCAGCAACAGAGAACAGUCGGAUGAAGAUGCAACAGUGGCUGCUGGACUACUACCGAACCAGCACCUUCAAUACAUGCGAGCACCAGCCGCUACCCCUAAUGGAGAGCAUCCCUAUGAGGCUAAUGGUUGACCCCCAAGCGAAACCAGUCGCACACCACAACCCCAUACCAGUGCCACUUCACUGGCAAGAGGAGGUAAAGGCAGGACUCGACCAGGACGUCUCACUGGGUGUCCUCGAACCAGUGCCAGUAGGAGAACCCGUCACCUGGCGCCACCGCAUGGUUGUAUGUGCUAAAAAGAAUGGCAAGCCCCGCCGCACAGUCAAUUUCCAGGCGCUCAACCUCCACGCGACACGUGAAACCCACCACACGCAAAGCCCCUUCCACCAGGCACGUUCAAUCCCAAGCAACACCAAAAAGACCGUGUUUGACUGUUGGAAUGGUUACCACAGCGUUCCCCUCCAUGAGGACGAUCGACACCUCACCACCUUCAUCACUCCAUGGGGUCGCUACCGCUAUAAAACAGCACCUCAAGGCUACAUAGCUUCUGGCGACGGCUACUCAAGACGGUUUGAUGAGAUCGUGUCCCACGUUCCUAACAAGACCAAAUGCAUCGACGACACCCUUCUCUGGGCAGACAACCUUGACCAAAGUUUCUUCCAGGCGGUUGACUGGCUCAACCUCUGCGGACACAAUGGUAUCAUACUUAACCCAGACAAGUUCGUCUUCGGAGCCGACACUGUCGAAUUCGCAGGAUUUGAGAUCACCCCAAGCUGUGUGCGGCCAUGCAAACAAUACCUUAAUGCCAUCCGCAACUUUCCAAUCCCAGCCAACAUCACGGAUGUCCGCUCCUGGUUUGGCCUGAUCAACCAGGUCUCCUAUGCCUUCGCAGCGACUGAGCGCAUGUUGCCAUUCCGCCAGCUCCUCCAGCCCGGCACCCCUUUCCAAUGGACCGACGAACUGCACACACUCUUUGAAGAAUCCAAAUCAGUGAUUAUCAGUGAAAUCGAAGAGGGUGUGCGUAUCUUUGACAAAUCUAAACCAACCUGCCUGGCAACCGACUGGUCCAAAAGCGGCAUCGGAUUCUGGCUGUUCCAGAAACACUGCCAGUGCCCAUCCCCGAACCCUUCUGUUGUCGUACAGGCUGGAAGAUCACUUUGGUUGGGAGCCGUUUCACACACGCCGCUGAAUCACGCUAUGCCCCCAGUAGAGGGCGAAGCCCUAGCCGUUGCCGACGCGCUUGACAAAGCACGAUUUUUGUCCUGGGUUGCAGUAACCUGAUCAUUGCUGUCGACCACAAGCCCCUCCUAAAAGUGUUUGGAGACCGGUCCCUUGAAGAUAUCACCAACGCCCGGCUCCGCAACCUCAAGGAGAAAAGCUUACGUUACCGGUUCAGAAUGGUACACAUCCCUGGCGUGCGACACAAAGCUGCCGAUGCUGUAUCCCGCCAUCCUACGGGAACCACCAAACCAGACCUGCUAGUCUUGCCAGACGACAUAGCCGCGGCAACCGCAACCCUGGCCGCUCUCCCGCAAUUAGAUAACUCCGGACGCUCCUUCUUGGCCGGCAUCCGCCACACCGAACCACAACCGGGCACUUGCUCCAUCACCAUUGACGACCAGCUAGCCUCAUCAGCCUCAUCGGCAUUAAACACUAUUGCCGUCACAUGGGAUAGGGUCAAGCUGGCCACAACAAGCAGCAGGGCAAUGACCCAGCUAAUUCAUCUUAUCGAGACUGGAUUCCCUAAAUCCCGUAACGAGCUACCACCUGCCCUUCGGGAGUACCAUCAAUUUCGCGAACACCUCUAUACAGUUGAUGGCAUCAUCCUCUACAAGAAUCGCAUCGUGAUACCACCCUCUCUCCACCAGCAUAUUCUGACUGUCUUGCACUCAGCCCACCAAAGUGUGACUUCCAUGACAGCACGCGCCGAAAGCACAGUGUUCUGGCCAGGCAUCACCCCAGCCAUCAUUGCCCUACGGGAAACCUGCAACCACUGCAACCGCAUGGCACCCUCUCAACCGAGUUCACCGCCCUCUCCAGUUGUACCACCAGCCUACCCGUUCCAAUGUGUUUGCGCCGACUUCUUUCACUACAAAGGGGUUACCUACCUUGUUAUCGUAGACCGCUACUCCAACUGGCCCCUCGUUGAGCGAGCAAGAGAGGGAUCUACAGGCCUGAUUGACUGUCUCACGACGAACCUUUGCCACAUUCGCAUCCCAGACAGACUUCGCAACAGAUAGCGGCCCUGAAUUCACAGCAACAGCCACACGCCAAUUCCUGAAAGACUGGGGCAUACACCACUGUCUGUCGCCGGGUGGCAUUCCCACACUCAAAUUGCAGGGCAGAGAUUGGCGUCAAAUCAGUCAAACGGUUCAUCACUGACAACACCACCCCAUCUGGUAGCCUAGAUACUGACUCCUUCCAGCGUGCAGUCCUUCAAUAUCGAAACACACCCGACCCGAAUACUCAGCUAUCCCCUGCACAAUGUGUCUUCGGCAGGCCAAUCAAGGACUUCAUACCUAUCUUACCUGGUCGCUACCAACCACACCCUACCUGGCGUGACACCCUCGCGACAAGAGAGGCAGCACUAAGAAACCGCCACAUGAAAGCUGCAGAGAGAUGGUCUGAGCACACCAAGCGACUCCCACCCCUGGCCGUUGGUAACCAUGUUCGCAUCCAGAACCAAACAGGCCCCUACCCCACUAAGUGGGAUAAGACAGGAGUCGGGGUCGAGGUUCGCCAAUUCGACCAGUAUGUCAUCCGCAUCGACAGCUCAGGGAGGAUGACUACCCAAAACCGCAAGUUCUUAAGGAAAUACCUCCCGCACGGACCACACCACCCCACCUAACAAUUGAUGACGACCUGCGCCAUCUUGCUAUGCUGCCACACAGACCGCCCAAGCCAAUCACCCCCACCCCAGCACAAGCAAGGAUGCCCCCACAACCAUCCCCUGCACAGCCACUAACUGGGCCAACCCCGGCAGCAGUGACACCUGACCACCACAGCCCCAGCCCAAAGCCAAAUGCACCACAGAUACAACUUAGCAACCAAACACCUUCCCCAUCUCCUGAGCACCCCUCGACAGCAACUCCACGAACGCACGUGUCCAGCCCCCAAGCAGAUCCAUUGGUGCCGUCAAGCCCGCCCAAAACCCCAGAACGACCAAAGAAACCUCCCUUAGCCCCCAAGGCCGGCUACGGGACUUUAACUCCAAAGGACUAUUGGAACAGUGACUUAGUCAUUAGAUCCAUGAGACAGUCAAAUGACACUAUUCCAUAUUUAGUUUUGUUCUUUAAUUCAAAUUAACAUUUGUGUUCUUAUCAGUCUUAACUAUCCCCCAUAUGCAAGCAUGAGGAACACUAAAGACUUGGGGAGAGAUAGAGCACAACGCAACAUUAGAUGAGAGAUCUGGACACUAGUUAUGAUUUGCCCGAUAGGUGCCUGGCGCGAGCCACUUGUAACAAGCUGUACUUUGCACAUGUUUCUAUCAUUCUCUUACGAGGAUGCUCGCCUUUCUAGGAUAAAUCUCUCGAUGAAAUAGACAAAGUCUUAUCUACUAACGUUCACGCAUACGCUGAUGAUACGCAGCUCUAUAUCUCAUUUAAGCCAGAUGGUUCUGCUACUGAGACGGAUGCUGUUGACGCUCUACAAGCUUGCAUCGGGGACAUAAGAACCUGGAUGGUCCAAGACAAACUUCGGCUGAACGAUGCUAAGACUGAGUUUCUUAUUAUAGGUACACGCGCACAGUUAAAUAAGGUUAUGAUAAGUGACUUGCAAGUAGGUAAGGUAAAGGUUUCUGCGGUUUACUCUGUUAGAAACCUGGGUGCUUGGUUUGAUGCAAACAUGAAUAUGACCACACAUAUUAACAGCAUAUGUCAGAAUAUUUAUUACCAUCUACAUAACAUUCGGCGUAUUAGAAAGUAUUUAUCAUAUGAUAAUAGGAAGUCCAUUGUACAGGCUAUUAUAAUGUCACGAUUAGACUAUUGUAACGGUCUAUUAUAUGGUACGCCCGCUGGUCAUCUUGGUAAGCUGCAAUGCCUGCAGAACGCGGGUGCUCGGCUGGUAUGUACUAUAUCUAGGUAUGAUCCUAUCACACCAUCCCUGAUCAACCUGCACUGGCUUCCAGUUACCCACAGAAUAGAAUUCAAGAUAGCAAUGCUAGUUCACAAAUGUAUCUACGGUGUCACACCACAAUAUCUUUCAGACUUGAUAAAAAUCAAAGAGAGCUCGCGGUAUCAGUUGAGAUCAUACCGGGGUUAGGGUUCCUAAUGGACAAUACCUAUAGAACAAAAAAGACACUCGGGGAUAGGGCAUUUGAAAAUGCUGCGCCCAAAGUAUGGAAUCGACUCCCUCUAGAAAUUAGGCAAUGUCAAUCAUUGAACAUUUUUAAAGUUUUACUAAAGACACAUCUUUUUAAAUUAGCUUUUUAUUAGUUCUUUUAUUAACUCAUAUUUUACUUUUAUUGUUUUCCGAAAAUUGUAAAUUAUUAUUAUUAUUAUCAUUAUCUGGACUAGCCAUUUAUUACUUUAAGAUUUUAGUGUUGUAAUGCGCACUCGAUCAUAUCUUUAUCGCAUGCUAGACUGCGCAAUAUAAGAAAUAAACAUUAUUAUUAUUAUUAUUAUUAUUAUAAACAGUAAUGCAAGGCAUUAUGAUCUUAACCAUAGUAAAUUACAAAAUUAUCACAAUUAUUAUUGGAAUUUUCCCCUAUGUUCACCUGAUACCUAUCAAAGCAACAAAUACCAAUCAUAAGUUACUUGUUUCAACAGUUAAUAUACUCCUGAUUCUUCAGUAGCAAGUCAGAUUCAGAUCUCGGCACCCUUUUUCCAGACCGCACCCUUAUCAACUGGAGGAAUGUAACUGGUGAUCCUCAUUCUUCUUUCAGAGCAAAUGGGGACUUUCUCCCUGUCAUUUUCCUGUCACAAUGUUAUCACAGCUGCAUGACAGUGUUGGGAUUUGCUGACAAAUCAAGUGCCCCAGAACACUACCCCCUGCCAGAAGACAUGGAGAAAUUGAGAAAAGCCCAAAAACUUGAGUACCUCCAUGGCAUCUCUGAAAAGGAGGUUGAUUCUUUCAUUUUCCAGUCAGAAGAACAAAUGCAAAAACUAAAAGCUGAAGAAGAGAUAGACAUUUUGCAGCAGCAAGAAGUUACUGCUAAGGGAAGAUUUCCCUGCAGAUUCCCUGGAUGCAACAAGUCAUUCAAGUACAAUGGCAAAACCAGAAGGAACCAUGAACUGUUCCAUCAUCCACGUGUUCAGUUUAAGGAUUCCAUGAUAAUGACUCAAUCUUCACCCGAAUGCACAGCCCUUCAAAAAGAAACAAAAGCAGGUGAUGAUGUAUACAACUAUAACUGUGCAAUUCUACCAGACUGCUUUUUAUUUUUUAAUUUUCUUAACGCUAUUAAAGAAGGGGAUGGAGAACGAAUUGUGCAGCAAUACAAGUACAUCAUGCUUUCUUGUAAGGCCAAUGGCUCACAUAGCACCAAGUAUGCACUAGAAUGUUUAACUCAGUUUUUCUUUGUGUUUGCACUGUUGUCGCAAAGAGACAGUAAGCAGUUUGUAUGGAACCGCUCUGUAAACAACAGUGGUAAAAAAGCUGCUUAUAUCCCAAUUGAUGAAGACACGGAACAUGAGAGCAAUGCCAUAAAGCAAGGCAUUAGAAAUAUUGGGCCUUAUGUCACUGAGAAUGCUGUUCAAAGAAUAUAUUUUCCACGACGUCCAACAGCAUCAAUACUGAGCAACCUUGUUAAUAGCAUCAAAUGA